Messenger RNA from Saccostrea cuccullata (small rock oyster), 350 nucleotides. RefSeq lists its product as uncharacterized. The annotation marks the transcript as partial. The record is from RefSeq and is a predicted model, not a curated record. NCBI's taxonomy places the organism in Eukaryota, Metazoa, Mollusca, Bivalvia, Ostreida, Ostreidae. The transcript has 3 exons.
AUCCGUGCAUUGAAGAGACAAAGAAGACCUGGAGUGAAGCCUCACAAAGCUGUAACUUGGUGGUCUCCAACACACCCCUCCGUGUCGGUGUUCCAAUUACAGAUAUCCCUGUUGUCGAAUACAUAUCCUCUGAUCCAACCUACAAGUCUGAAGAUCUUCACUGGAUAGGGGCCAUAGGAACAUUCACACCAUGGUUUGAACUAGCAGGAUGCAACCUGUAUUUCAAGUUCUCAAUCAAUAAACAAUGGAUGCCCCGUUCAAAACUUGGUCCUGUGACUCAAUGUCAUCAAAUAUGUGAAAACUGGAAAAGCUACAGAGAAAUCGGAAUAAACGCAGUCUUUCCUAAAUAA